Messenger RNA from Desarmillaria tabescens, 1071 nucleotides. RefSeq names its product vesicular-fusion protein SEC17. Bases 120 to 989 code for a protein of 289 amino acids. The record is from RefSeq and is a predicted model, not a curated record. Gene Ontology annotation, cellular component: vacuolar membrane; SNARE complex. Gene Ontology annotation, molecular function: syntaxin binding; soluble NSF attachment protein activity. Gene Ontology annotation, biological process: SNARE complex disassembly; intracellular protein transport. NCBI's taxonomy places the organism in Eukaryota, Fungi, Basidiomycota, Agaricomycetes, Agaricales, Physalacriaceae. The transcript is spliced from 4 exons.
UGAAGGAGCUGUAGUGUGGGUCUGCUGCACAGGAAAGUGUUGCACGUGGCUAUGACGCAUUAAUUGAGACUCAAACCAUCAUCAUCAUCUCUAAUCUAAAGGGCAUCUCUACUCCUUACAUGCCGUCUAAGUCUCCUGCGCAGGUCCUGUUAGAAAAGGCAGACAAGAAGGCCAACUCAUCCACUGGCUGGUUCUCGUCCUCUUCCACCAAAUGGGAAGAAGCCGGAGACCUGUAUCAGCAGGCUGCGAAUUCUUUCAAGCUCGAGAAGCUCUUCAAGGAGGCUGGGGACUGCUUUGCUAGGGAGGCAGAGUGUAGGGAGCAGUGCAAGGAAGACAGUGAGGCUGCUAAUGCGUGGUGGAAUGCUGCCAAGGCGUACAAGCGCGGAUAUCCUCAGCAGGCCAUCGAUGCGCUGGGUCAAACUAUAACCUUCCUCACCAAGUGCGGGAGGUUCCGGCAGGCGGCCGAUAGGGAGAAGGAAAUCGGGCAGAUAUAUCUGCAGGAGAACAACGAUCUACGGAAGGCAUGCGACAGCUACGAGCGAGCUGGGGAGUGGUACGCCCAGGAGGACGCCAUGGCCACCGCCAACGCCUGCUUCAAAGACGCCGCCGACCUACACGCCGACCUCGAAGAAUACCCGCAAGCCAUCGCUCGCUACCAAGAAGUCGCCAAUCACUCUUUAGGAUCGAACCUGACGAAAUACAGCGUGAAGGAAUACUGGCUACGGGCCGGCUUGUGUGCUCUAGCUAUGAAUGAUCCUGUCACCGCCCGGCGAAGUGCGCAGGCCUAUGCGAGUCAGGAUGUGACAUUUGCGUCUACUCGGGAGAGCAAGUUUCUGAAUGCCCUGAUUGAGGCUAUGGAAGCUGGAGAUAUCGAGGCUUAUACCGGAGCUGUGGUGGAGUACGACCAGGUUACCAAGCUUGAUAAUUGGAAAACCAGCAUGUUGCUGAAGAUUAAGCGAGGCAUCCAGGAGGAACCGGGCCUCACCUAGGCAGUAGUAGAAAUCGUCGUGUAAUUUUAUGUAUGCUUGGACGGUCGUCAUUAAAUAAAUAAGCCGAUUUGUGCAGAUUUCA